UAUACAUUCGAUCCAGUGUCGCGGUGUCAACAGCAAAUGGCUUACGCCUUUCGAGCCUUGCCGGUGACGGCCGGCCAUAUAUCAGCAUCGUGCCGAUCGACUUUGCGACAGAACAGUGCCAUUGCCCCUUUCCUCUAUCCACUGGGCCAGCAACAAGUCCGCACGGCGACCAGUAAUCCCCAAGCCAAGGGAAAGAAAAACAAACAAAAAGAGUCAAAGAAGAAAGUCAAGGGUGCACGGGACUACCAACAGAAAGAUUUGAGUCUGAUUGAUCAAUAUGCCUUGUGCGAUGCGAUGAGAUACAUCCGCGCUUUCGAAGUCGGUCGCGAUCGUGAGCGAUCUAAAUAUGAGAUUCAUAUUCGAUUAAAGUCGAGGAAGGACGGUCCUGUCAUUCGCAACAUGGUCCGAUUCCCUCACGCCGUACAGACCGAGUCCAGAAUCUGUGUUAUAGCGCCUCCAGGAUCGAAGCACGCAAAAGACGCCCUUGAGGCCGGUGCUUCGAUCGUUGGCGAACAAGAAGUUUUUGAGAAUAUUAAGAAAGGAAUCAUUGAAUUUGAACGGUGUAUAUGCCAUACAGACAGCCUUGAUGCCUUGAAUAAAGCUGGUUUGGGUCGAAUCCUCGGUCCUCGAGGCCUGAUGCCCAGUGUCAAGACCGGCACUGUUGUGGACGAUGUCGGUAUCAGAGUGCAGAUGCUGCGAGGUGGUACCGUUUACCGUGAGCGAGACGCCGUGAUCCGCAUGCCAAUUGGACAGCUGGGCUUUUCGCCGGAUCAGCUCCGUGACAAUCUGCGAGCCGCUCUGGAGCAGGUUAAGAAGGAUACCACUCAAUUGAGUGAUCGUGUCCCCAAGGAGGUUUAUGAAGUGGUACGCACACGACAUCAAAUCUCCUCUUCUCGUAUUAUUGUGCUAACGAGAUACAGGUAUUGAGCUCAACCAAUGGUCCUGGCUUCAGUCUCAACGGAGACUUUAGAUCCGACAGCUCCCCCGAACCGGCAUAUUUGACUGGAUUGUAAAUUAUCUUUUCUUCAUACAUGUAUUGUUAAUUAGAAAUAUUUCAUUCAUGGCGUUCCAUGGUAUCUAUCAAAGCUCCUAGGCUAUUUCCGGUUCAAUCACCGACUCCACGCUAUGCAAUAUACUAUUCGGUCAAAAGUCGUAAAACUAGUCUCCUGCAAACUGUUAUAUGGAAAGCUGUUUGAGAGCAGAAACCGCGUUGGAUUCGGCCUUCAAUGAGUCAUAAAAUCGUAAAACUUUGACCGUACGAGCUUCGUCUUUGUUUCCACCUUUCCGAGACUGCUUGAGUGCCGUGUCCAGGUCGAGAAGUAACGUGGACCGAAUCUUCUCAAGACGGGGUUGUUGGCCAAUUAGAAAAGGGUGAUCUGAGCCUAUUCGUUCAGCUUCGGAAAUGAUAUAUAGAUAUUUUUGUAGGUGACCCUCCAGUUUUUUUAUUGAUAUUAUGGUGGAUUCGUCCUCUUCAUCUUCAGAAUCGCUCUCGCUUUCAGUGUUGUCGGAAAUAAAGCCCUCCUGAUCGGAUUCGAUAUCUUCAGACGCAGUAGUUAACGCAUUCGAAUUCUUCGCAUUGGCAAUCAUCAACCGCUGUUCAAGCUCUUCUAUUCUUUCCGCAAUAUCAAGCAGAGACCUUCCAACGUUCGCUUUUAUCCUGUACGCUUUCUUGUCUUGUAGAAGGCGUUCCAUCUCAGUUUUCCGGGCUGCGACUUUGGCAUGGAUUGCUGUAACUUCUCGCUGGAAGCCUAGCAGUCCAACACUGAUUUCUUCUACUUUCUCUUCCCCUCCUUGAAGAGCGCCGCCUAGAGACAGGAAAUCUUGGUAGUUCUCAUUGACUACAUCAAGCAAUUCUUUGUUUAGUCCUUGACUCAAUUCUCGGAGUUCCAGGCGCAAGUCUUCAAGGGUCUGAUGUCGAUUGGUCAGAGUCGAGAGGAAUUGGGCUGGAUCAAAUUCUGGAGCGAGAAACGACGAUCGCGAUAAUGGUUUGGGAAAUGGAAGGUCUGUGGUGUUUUCGUCAAAGUCGG
This is a messenger RNA of Talaromyces stipitatus ATCC 10500, 2027 nucleotides long. RefSeq names its product mitochondrial 54S ribosomal protein MRPL1. The transcript is spliced from 2 exons. The record is from RefSeq and is a predicted model, not a curated record. NCBI's taxonomy places the organism in Eukaryota, Fungi, Ascomycota, Eurotiomycetes, Eurotiales, Trichocomaceae. The coding region runs from base 37 to 927 and encodes 296 amino acids.